Bufo bufo (common toad) is the source of this 2646-nucleotide messenger RNA. RefSeq names its product cadherin 12 (gene CDH12). Gene Ontology annotation, molecular function: cadherin binding; calcium ion binding. The transcript has 12 exons. The record is from RefSeq and is a predicted model, not a curated record. Gene Ontology annotation, cellular component: catenin complex; adherens junction; plasma membrane. Lineage: Eukaryota; Metazoa; Chordata; Amphibia; Anura; Bufonidae. The coding region runs from base 166 to 2646 and encodes 826 amino acids. Gene Ontology annotation, biological process: cell-cell junction assembly; homophilic cell-cell adhesion; cell morphogenesis.
AGCAUACACAUGACGCUCUUGGAGUGGAGCUGCAGAAUACUCUGUGUUAUGCCAAAAGGGAGUCCGUCUUGGUAACUAUGAGUCCAUUGGUGAAUUUGAAUGUGAGGACAAAAUGGUCUGCUGAAGAAAUACUUUUUAUGCACAUUUUACAACAGUAGAACUUGUAUGGUGAGAAAAAGGUGCACAUCAAGCUGGAUCCUACAGUUUUACAGCAAGUGUUGGCGUUUUAACUACCAGGCUGUAGGGACGUCUUUUCCAAUGCUUACAAGGAACUGCUUAUCGCUGCUUCUUUGGUUCCUUUUUGAUGGAGGUCUUUUAACACCACUGCAUUCCCAGCAGCCGCCACAAACUUCAGCAUCCAAGCAAAAGGAAAAUGUUAUCAUCACAAUGUCGGGAAGGAGAUCAGCAGCACAAAGAGUUAAACGUGGUUGGGUAUGGAAUCAGUUCUUUGUGCUUGAAGAAUACAUGGGAUCUGAACCACAAUAUGUGGGAAAGCUUCACUCUGACGUGGACAAGGGCGUUGGAUCAGUGAAAUAUACCCUCUUAGGUGAUGGAGCUGGUACAAUUUUCACAAUUGAUGAUACUACAGGUGAUAUCCAUGCUAUUAGAAGUCUGGACAGAGAAGAAAAACCAUUCUAUACAUUACGUGCUCAAGCUGUGGAUAUAGUUACUGGAAAACCAGUGGAGCCAGAAUCUGAAUUCAUUAUCAAAGUUCAGGACAUUAACGAUAAUGAACCAAAGUUUUUGGAUGGCCCUUAUGUUGCCAGUGUUCCCGAAAUGUCUCCGGUUGGUGCCUAUGUACUUCAGGUUAAAGCAACUGAUGCAGAUGAUCCCACAUAUGGAAGCAGUGCCAGAGUGGUUUAUAGCAUUCUUCAGGGACAACCAUAUUUUUCUAUUGAUCCUAAGACAGGUGUGAUCAGGACAGCUUUACCAAACAUGGACCGAGAAGUCAAGGAACAAUACCAAGUACUUAUCCAAGCCAAGGACAUGGGAGGGCAACUAGGUGGUUUGGCAGGCACUACCACUGUCAAUAUAACACUUACUGAUGUCAAUGAUAAUCCACCUAGGUUUCCCAAAAGUAUAUUUCAUUUAAAAGUACCAGAGAAUUCACAAGUUAGGUCACCAAUUGGAAGAAUACGGGCAGUGGACCCUGAUUUUGGAAUAAAUGCAGAAAUUGAGUACAAUAUUGUUCCUGGAGAUGGUGGGAAUCUUUUUGAUAUCAUAACAGAUAAUGAUACACAGGAAGGGAUUUUAAUCCUAAAAAAGCCUCUGGAUUUUGAAACAAAAAAGGCCUAUACAUUUAAAGUUGAGGCUUCCAAUGUGCACCUGGAUCAUCAUUUUAAUUCAGUGGGACCUUUUAAAGACACAGCUACAGUAAAAAUAAAUGUUCUGGAUAUUGAUGAGCCUCCAUUGUUCAGCAAACCUUUCUAUAACAUGGAAGUAUAUGAGGACACGCCUGUGGGCACCAUCAUAGGAGCUGUUACAGCACAAGACCUAGACAUAGGAUCCAGUCCUGUUAGAUAUUAUAUUGAUGAUAAAAGUGAUAUGGACGACAAUUUUUCUGUUGACCCAACUGAGGGAACCAUCGCAACAAAAGAAUUACUGGAUCGGGAGAGCACUGCACAAUUUAACAUAUCAAUAAUUGCAAGUAAAAUUAGUAACCCACAAUUAACCAGUUCAGUCAAUGUCAUCAUACAUAUUCUAGAUGUCAAUGAAUUUGCCCCUGAGGUGACAAUACCAUAUGAAACAUCUGUAUGCGAAAGUGCCAAACCAGGACAGAUUAUCCAAAUUAUUGGUGCUGCUGACAGAGACAUGUCACCUACAGGGCAGAAAUUUUCCUUCAGACUGCCACCUGAUGGUUUGACAAAUCCCAAUUUCACCAUCCAUGACUUUAAAAAUAACUCAGCUGGUAUAGAAGCACAGAGACAUGGGUACAGUCGCAGAGAUAAAGAGUUCUAUCUCCUUCCAGUAGUAGUAGAGGACAGCAGUUACCCCAUCCAAAGCAGUACAAGCACAUUAACUAUUAGAGUAUGCAGAUGUAACUCAAGAGGGACCGUCCUCUCCUGUAAUGUGGAAGCUAUUUUUUUACCUGUUGGUUUAAGCACUGGUGCUUUGAUAGCCAUUUUGCUGUGCAUUAUUAUACUUUUAGUUAUAGUGGUACUUUAUGUAGCAUUAAGAAGACAGAAAAAGAAAGAUGCUCUGAUGACUUCGAAAGAAGAUAUAAGAGAUAAUGUAAUUCAUUAUGAUGACGAAGGAGGUGGGGAAGAAGACACUCAGGCCUUUGACAUUGGGGCUCUAAGAAAUCCAAAGGUAAUUGAAGACAAUAAGGGACGCAGAGACAUAAAGCCUGAACCUUUGUGUUUGCCUCGUCAUAAACCACCAGCGGAAUACAAUAGUGACAUCAGAGAUUUCAUCAAUGAAAGGCUGCAGGAGCAUGAUGUUGAUCCAAAUGCUCCACCAUAUGACUCACUAGCAACAUAUGCCUAUGAAGGCUCUGGAUCAGUAGCUGAAUCAUUGAGCACCAUAGAGUCACCUAGUAUGGAAACAGAUCAGGAUUAUGAUUUUUUAAGUGACUGGGGCCCUCGAUUUAAAAGCUUGGCAGAAAUGUUUGGAGAAGAAACUUUCAACAAAGAGAAAAUCACUUAA